This is a messenger RNA of Odontomachus brunneus, 3827 nucleotides long. RefSeq names its product major royal jelly protein 1-like. Gene Ontology annotation, cellular component: extracellular region. The coding region runs from base 865 to 2163 and encodes 432 amino acids. The record is from RefSeq and is a predicted model, not a curated record. The transcript is spliced from 3 exons. NCBI's taxonomy places the organism in Eukaryota, Metazoa, Arthropoda, Insecta, Hymenoptera, Formicidae.
GACAAGCGAGGAUAAACAUUUUACUGUUACUUGAGUCUCAGUGACUUCAUCGAUUUGCGGCUUUCUUAAUAGUACUCGUAAAUCAUCGAUGGUGUUGCGGAUUGUAACGUUAGAUUAACACCAGUAAGUUCAACGAGCACGAUCGACGGCGCGAAAGACGGUACGAAGAAGCUCACGCGGGAUAGCGAAGGGCCGCUAAGGACUAUUUUCAGGGCGAUUACAUCACCGAGCUGAAAAUUCAUAAGGCGGCUCGACAGAGAGCUCAGAGAUUUGCAUCCUCACGUCACUUUGCCUGUAACCUCGAUGUAAUAUGGGCAUCUUCCCCUCAUCUCCACCCGUGUGUAAAUACAUUUGGACGAGCGAGUGGGAGAUCGACGCCUCCCUAACGAGCAGACGGCAGCGCGCGAUGGUGGCGUUGCCGAUGACGAAGGCGCCGCGCGUCUCUCGUCAGUCAAAUAGCGAUCGUCGUUGCAUGAUCAUUUAACAUCGCAGUUGGUACAAACGCAACCACGGUGUACGCGAUUCCGACCUGCGUACGAAAAUAACUCCGCCGAGAACGUUUCUCGCGCGGCAACCACGGUCGGCUCUUCACGUUUGAACUCUACGCGUGAGACGUUCUUUCGCGAUUUUACAAAUAACUUUUCUAGAUCCGUGCGUAAAUAGUACAAGACAUCCCAACGGGCUAGUGAUAAUAAACAGAUAAAUAUUCCAUGGAGACCGGUAGUUAAUAUUUACGUAGAAUUAUUAAUAAAGGAUCACACAAUCGAUCGAACGAAGGAGGGAAGUGAAAUAAGUAGCGCUAGUGGGAACUCGAGUGUGCUUCUCGCAUUAUCGCAUCAGUGAAAGAAGAUUGACACUCGCAAGAUGAAGCGAUUGAUACUGUUGGCUCUCCUAGCCGCCGUAGCAAUGUGUAGCCACGAACCGUUCGAAGUGAUUUUCGAGUGGAAGACCAUAGACUUUCAAUGGCCGUCGGACGACGAGCGGCAAUACGCCCACACACACGGUGACUACAUUGCGGUGAACAACUUCUUCACCACCGUGAAAUUUUGGAAGGACAAGAUGUAUCUGGCGAUACCGCGAUGGAGAGAUGGUGUGCCGGUGACGCUCGCUGUCACUUCGGCGAGGCCGGUGAACGGUUCGACGGCGCCCGAGCUGGAGGCCUUCCCCAGCUGGGCCAUGCAAAAGCUGGACGACUGCAGCGCGUUCCAGUUGGUCCACAGCAUGGAGAUUGAUCCGAAAGGCCGCAUGUGGGUGCUCGACACCGGUAAACCAUCAACACUCAGGGAAUUCACGGCCCACUGUCCCGCACGUCUCGUCAUUCUCGACCUCGAAGAUAAGGGCAAGAUUCUCCGCACUUACGAGUUCCCCGAUCAUGUGGCUCGUCGCGGUAUCACCUAUCUCAACGACAUUGUUCUCGAUCACGAAGACGGCGGUAUGGCGUACAUCACCGACAGCAGCAACAAGGACCCCGGCAUCAUCGUGUAUUCCCUCAAAAAUAACACCUCGUGGAAGAUCCGUCAUGAUUCCAUGAAAGCGAAAUCCGAGGCGACUUCAUUCAUGGUGGCGAAAACGCAUGUGAUAUCGCCGGUGAACGUAGAUGGUAUAGCGCUUUCGUCAGCAAGCAGCAGCGACAGGCAAGUCUAUUACUCGCCUCUGUCUUCCUUCCACCUGUACUCGAUCCCGGUGUCCGCUUUGAAAAGCAACGCCACGAAUAUCGAUCAUUACGUGAGAGAACUCGGACGGAAGAAUUCGCAGACGGACGGCAUGGUGAUGUCGGCCAAGAACGUGCUUUACUUUGGUCUGCUGGCCGACGACGCCAUCUCCAUGUGGGACAUUAAGAAUUCGUCAUCCUUCACCAUCGGUCAGCGUGUCAUGUCGCGCGAUCAUGUGUUGACGCAAUGGCCGGACAGUUUCGCCUUCGACGAGGACGGCUAUCUCUGGUGCGUCGUCAACAUGCUGCAAAACUUCUUGAACAAUCGCGUCAACAUCGACAAGAACAACUACCGUCUCAUCAGGACACGCGUGAAUGUUAAAAACUACCAAUUCUACGAGAAUGGCACAGCACCGGAAUUGCCGGACAUCAACGCCGGCACUCCGCUUCAUGACUCCAUCAGUUUCACGCUCGUCACGCUGCUUUUAGUUUUGAUACUUGUCACGGAGUAGUAGCUUCUUCCUUCAUGGAGAAUAGUAGCGGGAAGUGGCAGCUUGUAUAUUUGGCGCGCACGCCAAAGAAAGAGAGAGAGAGUUUACCACCUGUAAGUUUACAUUUUACAGUCAAUCACUUAAAUUAUAUUAAUUCUUCAACGUGCGACACCUUUCCAUUUAUAUGUUAAGUAUAAAUAGAUAUAGAUAUAACGCGCGUGCGUGAGAGAGAGAUAAAUAUAAGAGGGUAUAAGGAGCGCGUGACGAAAAAGACGUUUAUCGAGGGAAAUGUGUCCGUAUGAUAUAUGAUUAAGAUGAGUAAUUGACUUCAUUUAAAUAAUAGUGUUAAAGUUUAUCGCUCCUCCAGCGCGUUUUCUCGAUCGAGUAAAAAGAAACAGUUCUCUCUUCGGCAUUUUUCAGUCAUACUUAACCUUGUUGUCCGUUUGCAUUAUAUAUCAUUACAGAGGUCGCUAAAGAAAGAAAAAUAGAAUAUUUCGACAAUGUUUUGCUUAUGCAACAGUGUAUAGAAUCGGUGGACAACUUCUAUUAUCUGGAUUUUCGUCGACCCCUUUACACAGUUUCGGAAUUAUUUAUAAAUCUACCUCGCGCGAGUCUAACGGAAAGAGAACUGAAUUUCAGUGGUCACACUUCUGACGGCUUGUUAGAUCAGAACGCAUUUGAUCGCCGCGAGCUCAAUCGAAUCGAAAAAGACGGAUUCGCGAGUAUAUCGAAAUUAUCAGCUUCCACUUUUAUUUCAAUUACGCAGCUGUCAAACCGUACAUCGUUCACGAUAUCGUUCGCGAAAUCCGCUGCUGCUAUUGCUGCUAAUCGUAGAAUGUCGCUGAACGAAUCUCACAUAAACGAAAGUUCAAUGUAUACUCAGAUAGACAAAGAUGCUACACAUAGCAUGCAAACAUUUGAUGUCGAUACUUCGUAAUGCAAUUGUAACAGCGCAACAUGUUUAAAACAUAUUAUUUAAAAAAAUACCAUUUUAUUACGCCAUACUUUGAAUGAAAACAGUAAUUUUCAUGGCAUUAGAUAUGCCUUCUUUCGCACACUGACAAGAUUUUUGUUCUAUGAGGACGUAUCUUUGCGCAGUUGUGUUACCAUUUUCAAUUCUCAAUUCGGUCAUUAUUCAAACAAUACACUAAAAUAUGUCUAUCUGGGUGAUUUAUACGGUGGUGGACGAAAAGGUCGAUGAGUAUGUUUGUGAGUUUCAGAAUAUGUGUAUCCCAAUGAGAGAAUUCUCCUAUUGGAUUGACGGGAUACACAUAUUUCGAAACUCACAUAAAACAUACUCGUCAAACUUUUUCUCCACGAUCGUGCGAUAUUAAUGUUAAUAUGUAUGUAUACGUGUAUAUUUUUAACACUUUAUUUAGCAUCUCCAGCAUCAAAUCCAAACCUGAGUAGUCUUUUGCGGUUUAACUCAAAUCGACGAGUCGUGUUACUUCAGUUUCGUGUUAAAUCUCCGUUUGUGUAUAUAAAGCAUUUAUUAAUAUUUAUUAUUAUUGUUAUUAUAUUAUUAAGUUGUGAAAAUUAUUAGUAUUACUAAUUGUUCUCAUAGAUGCUAUAUCGGUGCUAACGUUAUUAUAUGUCAAGAACCACAAAUAUUAUUAAUAAAUGUUCACUCUCUUCACGUAAUAUAACAAAAGCGAAUUCCAAAUAAAGGUAUUUAUUUCUUAGAA